This is a messenger RNA of Diabrotica virgifera virgifera (western corn rootworm), 2935 nucleotides long. RefSeq lists its product as uncharacterized. The record is from RefSeq and is a predicted model, not a curated record. NCBI's taxonomy places the organism in Eukaryota, Metazoa, Arthropoda, Insecta, Coleoptera, Chrysomelidae. Bases 1478 to 2533 code for a protein of 351 amino acids. The transcript is spliced from 2 exons.
CGUUCACCUUGGCGGAGAAACGUCUCUCGUUCGUCACUUGGUUUGUGGCUGCUAAGUGGGUUGGUUUGGUACUUGGUAUUGGUACCAUGGAAUGGCGGAUGAGUUCCAUACACCCUAUUUUAUAACAUCGAUCCAGUUUUUAAAGUAAAAAGUUACCAGCAAGGGUUGUCUGGAGUUAGGGAGACAUGUGUGAGACAACUCCUGUUGGAGCCUAAUAGGAAUCAUUCGGUGAGAUUUAUUUUUUUGUAAUAAUUUUUUGUAAUUAGCCAUUGUCAUGUGUUUUCUGUUGUGGAAUAUUUAAAAUAUUAGUCCCAUUCUUAAACUUUCUUAGUCAAUCUAUUAAGGGAAGGGUGUAGAUGAUUUCGAUCUUUAUAUUAUCUUUAUAUCGAUCUUUAUAUUAAUGGGGUUUUUGGUUUUACAUAACCAAACAUUUUUGGAAGUCCUCAAAUUAAUAUUGGAAAUAAUUACCAUUUCUCUGUAGGUUUUAAAUUUAUUGAACAUCCAAUAUUUUAUAAAUUCAAUAUAUUUUUACAGAUAUUUCCUCAAAUAAAUCAUUUCAAUGCCAUUUAUUCAUGUCUUCACACUUAAAAUAGUUCAAGGUUACCUGAGAUUGGUUUUUUGUUCCAUUUUUAAUGGCCGGUUUUUCUAUACUAUUGCUUCUAAAAAGUAUUUCUUCUUCCCUUUACUUUUUGCUCAUGUUUAAAAUGGGAAAUAAAACUGGGAAUGUUUUUAGCCAUUUGGAAGAAACCCUAACAUGAAACCGUAGCCCUUUGACCACCUAGGGAAACCACUGCAGCCACGGCCAAGUCACCACUGGGUGUAUGUCUAUUUGGGAGCAAGCGAUGGGAGCGUUCCAGCUCAAUUUUCGUCUUGGCACCUGGGCCUACAGGAGUCAUGGGGUCGCACCAUCCUGGUGCAUCAUUUUCUAGGAUGCAACCGCAACCUCGUUUGGGAACAUUUAGUGAGGUGUUUUAGUAACUAUUGGUUUUUUUUUUAUAUUUCAGACUAUCUGUUAAAUACACUAUGUUUUUUUCCAGAUUUAGGUUACCUUUGGUUUUUUUGACAUAUUUGUAUAUUAGAUUAUUUGGUUCCCAAACUUUGUAUCUACGGUAACUUCUUGUGCACAGGAAUAAGCCUAGAGAAAAUUAGGUUUUUAAUACUUUAUUAGUGCUUUGAUAUUGAUUUAUGUAAUUCGGGUAAAUUUAUUUUUUAAUAUUACUAGCUUGUUUCCCAAAUAUUUUACUGUUAUUCGCUUUAUUCCGUUUGUUUGGUUAAUUUAGGUCAUCGUCGGUAUUUAUCUCAACUUCAUUUCUACUUUAGUCAAUUGUAUAUUUAACUUUAUUUAUUCAUUAUUGUAUUUUCCCUUAGUGAGGCUUGGGCCUAUUUAUUUGUAGUAUUUUUAUGUUUUAAAUUAUGUUUGUCACAAGAUUUCUUUUCUUUCAACAAUAUUAUUUAUAGACAGGCACAAGGCCUUGCAAUGGGAAAUCCCUUAUCACCUGUACUAGCAGAUUUGUUCUUAAAUAACCUUGAGUGUAAUAUCUUUGACAAUCAUUCUUCAGUUCAUAAUCCUUUACAAAAAAUCUUGUAUUGGUUCAGAUAUGUGGAUGAUGUGUUAGCUAUUAUAGAUGGAAAUUCCUCUGAUGCAGAAAAUAUUCUAGUUUCACUCAAUAAUUUACAUCCAGCCAUAACAUUCACUUUAGAAACAGAGUCUAACAAUUCUAUUAAUUUUCUAGACCUAACAUUGACUAGAAUAGAGAACAAAUUAAGUUUUUCAGUCUUUAGAAAACCAACUCAGACUGACCACACUAUCCCUAGAUCUUCUAAUCAUCCUUUUCAACAGAAGAUGGCAUCUUUUUAUUGCUAUAUCCACCGUUUACUUAGCUUACCAUUAUCAGACACAAAUUUUACUUCUGAAUUAGAUAUUAUUAAACAACUUGCAUAUAGUAAUGGUUACUCCCCUACUUUGGUUGACAACAUACUCAACAAAUUAAGGAAUAAAAGGAAUAGAUCUCUAGCUUAUAAUGCUACUCCUGACAAUUCCAAUUCAGAAGUUAUGUAUAGAUCUAUAUCAUACAUAGGUUAUCCUUCAGACAAUAUAGCCAAAAUCUUAAAUAACAUUCCUAACUUAAAACUCUCAUUUAAAUGUAAGGAAAACAUCAGGUCUAUUUUUUCUCAUACUAAAGACAGAAUUAAAAAAACUUCUAAAAGUGGCAUAUAUAAAUUGUCAUGUGGUGACUGCCCUGUGACCUACGUGGGUAGAACGAUGCGACCGUUGGAUACACGUAUUAAAGAACAUCUUUCAAAGAUCGAUAAAUCUAGUUUUGGUCAUCAUUUGCAUGCAUCGAAACACAGCUUUAGUCCCCAAAGAGACAGUAGGAUCCUACAUAGCAUACCAAAUAAUAACUAUACUAAAAUGAAUCUACUAGAAGAUCUAGAAAUAAGUAGAGAAAUGAAAAGAAAUCCUCAAAACUGUGUUAACACUCAGAUUCAAUUAAAUUGUAAAUUUGAUCCUAUCUUUAAGAAAUUUCUUUAAUAAUUUUGGUUUAGUAUACAGUAUACCCAACAAUUGCUGUAGGUAUUUUGAACAUUACUUUUUCGGUAUUCUUGAGUUUUCUUUCAUUGAUUACAUAUAAGUAGAAUAUUUGAGAUUUGACUUAAUCUUUUGGUAAAUUUGUUAAUUUUAUAAAAUAACAGCUUUUGAACUCUGAACUUGACAAAUGAGACUUCUCCUUGGUUUGUUUUCAUCUAACUUCUUUUCUACACUUGGUCAAACCAUAACGGUUUGUUUUUAAAAGAAUUUUUGAUAACUUACGUACACGUUAACAUUUCACUUCAAUAUUAAUAUUUGUAAUUUUGAAAAUUUAACUUUAUAAAAAAAUUUAGUAUCUUCACUUAGAAUUAAUUUAACCAACACAUGGCCUUUUAGCCAUUUUCA